AAUCAAAAAGAGAAAUCCCCCCUUCCCCACUCUGCCCAAUUCCUGGGAAAUCCACCUCCGCAUCUUCAUGCUGUUCCCUCCCCCUUUCUAUCCUUCUUCCUCCAUCCCUCAUUCUUUCUCUGUGGUCCAUAAGUAAAGGAACCUCAAGCUUCAUCUUCUUCCAAUUAACCCCUAAAUUCUGCAGUGCAGGGCUGAGAAGAGGAGGAGGGGGGAAGGAAGAGGAGAAGGAGAAGCAGAAGAGCAUCUGUGCAAGGAAGCAUCCACUCCUCCUUUCCCUCCUUCUUUUCUUUUCUUUUCUCUCCCGUGCAAACACCUCCCUUUUACAUACCUCAGUCCACCAAAGACCAACUUGGACCCCCACGAAAUCAAUUUUGCCAGCCGGUGGUGGGUGCCUGUGUCCCUGUGAGAGUGUGCUGCUCAUUCUCCAAAGGACAGCAGAGAGAGCAAGAGAGAGAGAGCAUCUUUCCAGAGGAAGAAGGGGAUUUAAAAGGGCAGAAGGAUGUAACCAGCUGCCAAGCAGGAUCAUCUGCACAGCAGCCCACAAACAAGAUGAAACUCCUCCUGGGCUGGGGAAGGCGAGAACCGAGCAAAGCAGAGGAAGUAUAAUAUUUGCACACAUCUCAUUAGUUGGAUUCUCAUCCCCGAGACUUAGCAAGAGUGCGGUCGGGAGCGGCCCUGGCAAAUAAUGAGCAGAAGGCCUUCGCAAAGAAAGGCAAGCGCAAAGACCUCCAGUGACGGUGCUGCAUGGUCUCUUGACACUGCCACCUUCACUGCCCCCGGAUGGCAAGAUGAGCAGGCAGCACACUCAGUUAUGACACGAUGAAGAGCUACCAUGGCGAGCGCAGCCAGUCACGCGAACACCCUUGCCGCUGCGUCCCGGAGGCCUGCGAACAACCAAUGGAAUACAUCCACCAUAGCCAGGAAUCCCGCCAGCCAUACCUCCUUAGCCCCAGUGAGCCUUGUUCUUUGGACCACUACUGCCCAUCCCGGAGUUCUGCCGAAGCCCCCCUCAGCCUAACGGAGCCCCCCUCGGCCGCCAGUAGCAGCAGCAGCACUUUCCCUAGGAUGCACCACGCUCCCCAGCCGUACGACUCCUGUGACGAGUGCAUGGCGGCCGCUCACCCUUCCAGCAAGAUCAACCGGCUGCCCCCGACCCUCCUUGACCAGUUUGAGAAGCAGCAGCUGCCGCUCCAUCACGACGGCUUCCACACACUGCAGUACCAGCGGGCCAGCAGCACGGAGCAGCCCCGUAGCGAGAGCCCCAGCCGCAUCCGGCACCUCGUCCACUCGGUCCAGAAGCUCUUUGCCAAGUCCCACUCCCUGGAGGCCCCUUCCAAGCGGGAGUACAACGGCACCAAGAUGGAGGGCCGGGGAGGCGAAGCCGGGUACCACCACCCUCCCCAUCACCACCGCCAGUCACGCCACGGCAAGCGAAGCAAAAGCAAAGACCGUAAGCUGGAUUCCUCCUCCUCUUCCUCCCGCCACCGGAACAAGAUGAUGGGUUGGUGGAGCUCGGACGAUAACCUGGACAGCGACAGCAGCUACAUGGUGUCCGGCAGGCAACACGCUGUGGACCAGUCCACCCAGUUCUGCGUGGAUGCUCCAGAAAGUGCCUUCAGAGACUUGACCCUGAAGAGUCUGAAGAGUGGAGGCGGGGAAGGGAAAUGUUUGGCCUGCGCCGGGAUGUCCAUGUCCCUGGAUGGCCAGACUCUCAAGAGGAGUUCCUGGCACACCAUGACAGUCAGCCAAGCGCGAGAGGCCUAUCCCAGCUCAGGAGGUGGUCCAGAGAAACCAUUGAUGCUCCAAGAGGCGAAGGCCAAGGAACGGUCUUAUCAUUAUCUUCAGGUGCCCCAAGAUGACUGGGGAGGAUACCCAUCUGGGAAGGAUGGGGAGAUCCCAUGUCGGCGGAUGCGGAGUGGAAGUUACAUCAAGGCCAUGGGAGAUGAUGACAGCGGUGAUUCUGAUGCCAGCACCAAGGUGUCUUCCAAGGGGGUGACCCGGCGUGAUGGGUACCGCCGUUCCUCCAGUGUAGAUCAGGCCAGAACCAAGUUUGCAAGUAGACACUAUUCUGACUCAUAUAUCUGUAACUGUCCCAGCUGCUGCACGUCACCCCGAAUCCGGCCACGGGGACAAGGGUAUGGACGUUCCUUCACCACCGGGCAGAUUAAUGAUGAGUUGAACCACCAGUUUGAGGCCGUGUGCGAGUCCGUUUUCGGAGAGGUGGAAUCCCAGGCCGUGGAGGCCCUGGACCUGCCCGGGUGCUUUCGCAUGCGUAGCCAUAGCUACCUGAGGGCCAUCCAAGCUGGCUGCUCCCAGGAUGAUGACUGCCUCUCUCUCUUCACAAUGGCAACCACCACCCAUCAGCCUGGCCAGCCCCUCACCAGCAGCAUCCUCAAGCCAAGCACCUCCUUUACUUAUAGGAAAGCUCUGCCACCCCUUCCUUCAGGAAUCAAAGCCAAGCCCCUCAUUUCUGUGACAACGCAAAGCAGCAGCGAGUCUACCCAUGACAGCUUUCUGCCCCGAGAGGUCAGCCGGAGCCCAUCAUCCUGGUCCAAAGAGGCCACCAAGCGCUGCAACUCCACAGAGAGUUUGGAAAGCACCAAGAUCACUGCCAUGUCCCUGGAUUUGCCUUCCAUCCAACCCAGGACUGCUCCCAAACCAUCCACCCUUAUCAUCAGGACGAUUCCAGGGAGGGAAGAGCUGCGCAGUCUGGCCCGUCAGAGGAAAUGGCGUCCAUCGAUCGGAGUUCAGGUGGAAACCAUCUCCGAUUCUGACACAGAAAGCAGAAGCCACCGAGAGGUCCACUCCAUCGGGGUCCAGGUGGAAGAAGAUAAAAGGCGUGCUCGGUUCAAGCGGUCCAACAGUGUUACAGCGGGUGUGCAAGCUGACCUGGAGCUGGAAGGACUGGCAGGGCUGGCCGUGGCCACCGAAGACAAGGCCCUGCAGUUUGGACGCUCCUUCCAGCGCCAUUCCUCAGAGCCUGAGUCCACACGGCAAUACUCAGUUUACAAGACGGUGCACACGCAAGGUCAAUGGGCCUACCGGGAAGACUACCAGAUGCAGUACGACACCAUGGAAGUGCCCCGCCAGGAUUCCUGGAUGGAUCGGGGCUCACGCAGCCUGCCGGAUUCUGGCCGAGCGUCGCCUUGCCACCGGGAUGGGGAGUGGUUCAUCAAGCUCUUGCAAGCCGAGGUGGAGAAGAUGGAAAGCUGGUGCCAGCAGAUGGAACUGGAAGCUGAAGAUUAUGACCUACCAGAAGAGAUCCUUGAGAAGAUCCGCAGCGCAGUGGGCAGUGCCCAGCUCUUGAUGAACCAGAAAUUCCAGCAGUUCUACCGUCUCUGUCAGCAGAACAUGGAUCCGAAUGCUUUCCCCAUGCCCACUUUCCAGGACCUGGCUGGAUUCUGGGACCUCCUACAGCUCUCCAUUGAGGACGUCAGCAUGAAGUUUGCUGAACUUCACCAGCUCAAAGCCAACGGGUGGAAACCCAUUGAGCCCAAGGAGGAAAAGAAGGUGCCUCCACCAAUACCAAAGAAGCCGCCACGCUCCCGGCUCCACCCGGUGAAGGACCGUUCCCUGGACUCCGUUGACCGGCAAAGGCAGGAGGCCCGCAAGAGGCUCUUGGCGGCCAAGCGCGCCGCCUCUUUCCGCCAGAGCUCAGCCACAGAGAGUGCGGACAGCAUUGAGAUCUACAUCCCAGAAGCCCAGACCAGACUGUGAAAGGCCAAAGGGGAACGUCUUUUCCGACCAGUUCCUGCACAGGCCGAACGCUCAGCACACACUGUGAUCCGCGGUCUGUGCGUUCCACCACCUCUCCAGGGAGGGCAACGCUAGGCCUUGCCACAGUCUCUUUAGAAAGAAAGGAAAUUAAUAAUAAGAAUAGUCUUUUUUUUAAAAAAAACUCCUGCAAUCCAUGGACUUGAUGCCAGACAGACAUGAAAAGCAGAGUUCUGGUUUCCUCGCGUAUCACUUUGAGCAGGAUUUGGAGCAGAUUGGCCUGUGCCAAAUGGCUCCCUUCCGGUCCAGCUAGCUCGUUCUCCUCCUUCCCUUCUCUUCCCUUCCUCUGACUCUCUUCUUCUUAUAACCUUUGGCCCCAGCUCUGUUGGUGAGCGGUUCUCCCCUCUUCCCUCGCUCCUCUCCCCCUUGAACCAAGCCCUUUCCAUGAGCUUUUCUCACUGUCCUGCAGGCUCGGGGCCCCCCAUCAAUAACUCCCCAUCCCUGCGCCCCCCACCUCCCGCAUCCAUGGGUUCUAGGCCCAUCAAUAUUUAUAUAUAAAUAUAUUAUGUAUAUGUACUUCUAUAAAUAUAAGCGAAAAAGGGCAGACACUGCCCAAGACCACAGCUGUGUUUCUGAUGGCGAGAGCCUUCUCGUCUCCUCAGGAGACCCCCAACCCACCCCUUGCCAGGUCAGCAGGCCAAUUCCCCACACCCCUACACGCACAAAACAUGCCGAGAUCGCCACAUGCAGACUCACACAGAGACACGCAUAUGGGUUGAGUAGGGAGAUGGGCUGCCAGCACUAUACCUCUCAGUCCCAAAAGGCUGGCAGGCCGAGGGCUGUGGGUCAAGCAUGGCUGCCUCUUUUGUGGUGAAGGUGACGGGUUGACUUCUUGGAGUGGAUUUGGGGCCCUUGAGCUGGUUCUGUAAGGAGUGGCGGGUGAGCUGUAACAGCUGGUGCUUUCCCUGUCAGGGUGGUGGGCCCCGUCUCAGUUUUAGUUUGAACUUCUAAGGAGCUAUUCCAGGUGCUGAACACAAAUCCUAAACCAGAUUCAGUAUCUUGGAUGGCUCCUUUACUAUUUGGAGGAAAACCUAGAGCAGAUUCCACCAACAUGGAAGCCACCUGUCACAACUCUAUAGUGCAUAGAGAUUAAGUCGAAGACUUUCAUUACUGGGAUCCAUAGUUUUUGUGGCCUUUUCGGGCUAUGUGGCCAUGUUCUA
Molecule: messenger RNA, 4934 nt
Organism: Sceloporus undulatus (fence lizard)
Lineage: Eukaryota; Metazoa; Chordata; Lepidosauria; Squamata; Phrynosomatidae
Gene: DLGAP3
Product: DLG associated protein 3
Exons: 12
Coding region: 820-3717 (965 amino acids)
Biological process (GO): signaling
Cellular component (GO): glutamatergic synapse; postsynaptic specialization
Molecular function (GO): molecular adaptor activity
Source: RefSeq, a predicted model, not a curated record